Carlito syrichta (Philippine tarsier) is the source of this 2861-nucleotide messenger RNA. It is a transcript of the gene ANAPC1, whose product is annotated as anaphase promoting complex subunit 1. The transcript has 20 exons. Gene Ontology annotation, biological process: anaphase-promoting complex-dependent catabolic process; metaphase/anaphase transition of mitotic cell cycle; protein K11-linked ubiquitination. The record is from RefSeq and is a predicted model, not a curated record. The annotation marks the transcript as partial. Gene Ontology annotation, molecular function: molecular adaptor activity. Gene Ontology annotation, cellular component: anaphase-promoting complex. NCBI's taxonomy places the organism in Eukaryota, Metazoa, Chordata, Mammalia, Primates, Tarsiidae.
GGAAAGCCAAGAUGGAUGCGUCCAUUUGAACGUCUCGCACGCCUGCCAGCCUGCCGGCCUGCCUUCAGUAGUCGCGCCUAUUGCUGCUACCCGUUCUUCCUCCGGAAUAAGGGAGGGAGAGGGGAUGAGAAGCUGCCGCAGCGGAGGAGUCACCGUCACCGACCCCGCUGCUGCCCUCGGGCCUCCUCGGCCCCCGCGCCUCCGGGGAGCAGCCGGGGCUCGCCGCGCCUGACGCGUCCCGAGUUACACAGAAAUAAUGUUGAUAUUUGGAACCCAUGUCGAACUUCUAUGAAGAAAGGGCAACGAUGAUUGCAGCCGGGGAUUUGCAGGAAUUUGUUCCUUUUGGUCGAGACCACUGCAAGCACCACCCUAAUGCUUUGAACCUUCAGCUUCGCCAGCUGCAGCCAGCCUCUGAAUUAUGGUCUUCUGAUGGUGCUGCUGGCUUGGUGGGAUCCCUUCAGGAGGUUACAAUCCAUGAGAAACAGAAGGAAAGCUGGCAGUUAAGGAAAGGAGUAAGUGAAAUUGGAGAGGAAGUGGACUAUGAUGAGGAACUCUAUGUUGCUGGAAAUAUGGUGAUCUGGAGCAAAGGAAGUAAAAGCCAGGCAUUGGCAGUUUAUAAAGCAUUUACAGUUGACAGUCCUGUUCAACAGGCGUUAUGGUGUGACUUCAUUAUAUCGCAGGAUAAGUCUGAAAGGACCUACAGUAGCUAUGAAGUAGAAAAAUGCAUAUGUAUAUUGCAAAGCUCAUGUAUUAACAUGCAUAGCAUAGAAGGAAAGGAUUACAUAGCUUCUUUACCAUUUCAGGUUGCAAAUGUUUGGCCCACUAAAUAUGGAUUGUUGUUUGAACGAAGUACUUCUUCACAUGAGGUACCUCCAGGUUCACCCAGGGAACCUUUACCCACUAUGUUCAGCAUGCUGCACCCCUUAGAUGAAAUAACCCCACUUGUUUGUAAAUCUGGAAGUCUUUUUGGUUCAUCACGGGUACAAUAUGUUGUCGAUCAGGCAAUGAAAAUUGUUUUCCUCAACACUGACCCCUCCAUUGUAAUGACCUAUGAUGCUGUUCAAAAUGUGCAUUCUGUGUGGGCUCUUCGGAGAGUCAAAUCGGAGGAAGAGAAUGUUGUUUUAAAGUUCUCUGAACAGGGGGGAACCCCACAGAACGUGGCCACUAGCAGCUCCCUCACGGCACAUCUCAGAAGCCUCUCCAAAGGAGAUUCCCCCGUGACUUCACCUUUCCAGAAUUACUCCUCCAUUCACAGCCAGAGUCGCUCAGCCUCAUCUCCCAGUCUACACUCUCGCUCACCUUCUAUUUCCAACAUGGCAGCUCUAAGUCGUGCUCAUUCUCCUGCCUUAGGAGUGCACUCUUUUUCAGGGGUGCAAAGGUUCAACCUUUCAAGCCAUAAUCAAUCUCCAAAGAGACACAGUAUUUCUCAUUCUCCAAAUAGUAAUUCUAAUGGCUCCUUUCUUGCACCAGAAACAGAACCAAUUGUUCCUGAACUGUGUAUUGACCAUUUGUGGACAGAAACGAUUACUAAUAUAAGAGAGAAAAAUUCACAGGCCUCAAAAGUAUUUAUUACAACUGACCUAUGUGGGCAAAAGUUCUUGUGCUUUUUAGUAGAGUCCCAGCUUCAGUUACGCUGUGUAAAGUUUCAAGAGAGUAAUGAUAAAACCCAGCUCAUCUUUGGCUCUGUGACCAACAUACAGGCAAAGGAUGCAGCACCAGUGGAGAAGAUAGACACCAUGCUGGUCCUGGAGGGCAGUGGGAACCUGGUGCUAUACACAGGAGUAGUUCGGGUGGGAAAGGUUUUUAUUCCUGGACUGCCAGCUCCUUCUCUGACGAUGUCCAACACAAUGCCUCGGCCCAGCACUCCACUUGACGGCGUUAGUACUCCUAAGCCUCUUAGUAAACUCAUUGGAUCGUUGGAAGAGGUUGUUUUAUUGUCCCCAGUUCCAGAACUGAGGGAUUCUUCAAAACUUCAUGAUUCUCUCUACAAUGAGGAUUGUACUUUCCAACAGCUUGGAACUUAUAUUCAUUCUAUCAGAGAUCCUGUCCAUAACAGAGUAACUCUGGAACUGAGUAAUGGCUCCAUGGUCAGGAUCACUAUUCCUGAAAUCGCCACCUCUGAGCUAGUACAAACAUGUUUGCAAGCAAUUAAGUUUAUCCUGCCGAAAGAAAUAGCCGUUCAGAUGCUUGUCAAGUGGUACAAUGUCCACAGUGCUCCAGGAGGACCCAGUUAUCACUCAGAGUGGAAUUUAUUUGUGACUUGUCUCAUGAACAUGAUGGGUUAUAACACUGACCGCUUAGCAUGGACUCGAAAUUUUGACUUUGAAGGAUCACUUUCCCCAGUCAUCGCACCCAAGAAAGCAAGGCCUUCUGAGACUGGCUCUGAUGAUGACUGGGAAUAUUUACUGAAUUCAGACUACCACCAGAAUGUUGAGUCUCAUCUUUUGAAUAGAUCUUUAUGUUUGAGCCCUUUGGAAGUUUCACAGAUGAAAGAUGAGGAUUUUUCACAGAACCUCAGUCUGGAUUCUUCUACACUUCUCUUUACUCACAUACCUGCGAUUUUUUUUGUUCUUCACCUUGUCUACGAGGAACUUAAGUUGAAUACUCUAAUGGGAGAAGGAAUUUGUUCACUUGUUGACCUUCUUGUUCAGUUAGCAAGGUGUUGUCUUAAUAUAUUCUUGUGUUUUUUUGUGUAUUUACCUAAUUUUAAAGGUCAAACAGGAUUUAUGCAUCACCCAUCAUUUUUUACUUCUGAGCCACCAAGUAUUUAUCAGUGGGUGAGUUCUCGUCUGAAGGGUGAAGGAAUGCCACCCUAUCCUUUCCUCCCUGGAAUCUGUGAAAGAAGCAGACUGGUAGUCUUG